CUCUACCUGACUCUCAUCGGAAGACAUGCACACAACCGAUCCCCGGGCUUCCCGCGAGGAGAGCUAAAGGGCCGCUCAAGCGGGGCUGUGUACCGGGAGUCCUGGGCUGGACACUGAGCCGCUUCCCGCUCCGCACGGCACGGCACGGCACGGAGGCAUGGCGCGCUCCUGAUCCCGGCAGGACGCCCGGAGAGCUCGGCCGUUCUUCCCUCCGUCACAUCUCGGAUCUCCUUCGGUACUGAGAGGCCUGACCAUGUCUGCGAGAGACAAGGGGAUCCCGACCAAAGACAGCGUCAGCCUGCUACCCUGUUUCUAUUUUGUAGAGCUGCCGAUCCUGGUGUCGUCUUUGGUCAGUCUGUACUUCCUGGAGUGGACGGAUGUGUUCAAGCCGGUGAAGUCUGGCUUCAACUGCCAUGACCGCAGCCUCAGCCUUCCCUACAUCGACCCAAACCGCGAGGUCAUCCCCCUGCUGAUGCUGCUCAGCCUGGCCUUUGCCGGACCCGCCAUUACGAUAAUGAUUGGAGAGGCCAUCGUGUUCUGCUGUCUGUCUCGGAAGAGGAGGGGGGGCGGGGUGGAAGCCAACAUCAACGCCGCCGGCUGCAACUUCAACUCCUUCAUACGCAGAGCUGUUCGCUUCGUUGGGGUUCAUGCUUUCGGUCUUUGUGCCACGGCCCUCAUCACGGACAUCCUCCAGCUGAUGACGGGCUACCCUACACCCUACUUCCUCACUGUGUGUAAACCCAACUACACCACGCUCAACGUCAGCUGUGAGCAGAACCCCUACAUCCUGGAGGACAUCUGCUCGGGGGCCGACCCCGCAGCCAUCAUCCAGGGCAGAAAAUCCUUCCCAUCACAGCACGCUACCCUCGCAUCCUUUGCCGCUGUCUAUGUUUCGAUGUACUUCAACAGCACUUUGACAGACUCAUCCAAGCUGCUCAAGCCCCUACUGGUCUUCUCCUUCAUUAUCUGUGCCAUUAUUUGUGGUCUGACCCGCAUUAUUCAGUACAAGAACCACGCCAUCGACGUCUACCUGGGGUUCCUGCUGGGAGGAGCCAUUGCCGUCUACCUGGGGUUGUAUGCAGUCGGAAAUUUUCAGCCUAAUGAGGAGGCCAGUGCCAGCCCCCCUCCGAUGAUACACCGCCCCCCCUGCUCCUUGCCCCACAUCAGCCAAGAGGCCAUACUCCACCACCUUCAAAUGAAAGCCAGCAUGGCGGGGGAGCCCGGCAUGCCCACCUCCCACUCCGAGGGCCUCCUCCACCGAGGCCUUCCACUGCAGAGGCCUGAGGACUGUCUGCAGCGUUCCAGUGCAGAUGUGGAAGUGAUCUCCCCCCGCAGUCCCCACAGCAAAGACGCCAUCGUAACCUUCAGCCACACGCUUCCUCGUGUCCACACCCCCCAGGCCAUGGCAGCGUAUGAGGAAGCAGCCAGACGUCACGCUGCAACCCUCCACCAUGCCUCCAUGGACUCCAGCCGCAUCACCGGUGGGGCACGAAUAUCCAUGCAGUCCAGACCUGGGUCUUCACAGCUCGUUCACAUACCAGAGGAAGCCCAUGAGAAUUACAACCCCAACUCCCCGAGGACGGGGGGAGGAGGAGGGGGGAGUGAGGUGAUGUCGACAAUAAAUAGCACAGUUCAGGCAAACUGGCAGCGGGCAGCGGAGAAGACUGCAGCCUGCAGGACUAACGAUAGCAACAGCCAGCCGCGACUCAUGCAAGUCAUUGCUCUUUCCAAGCAGCAGGGCCUGCUACAGACCCACUCCAAGAGCCUAGACGAGGGCAGCAUGGGCUGCAGCGCCACUGGGGGCUGCCAGGGCUCUGGUCGCUACAGGGCACUAACUGACCAAGACGCCGCCAGCACCACGGGGCCGAGCCCGUUGGGCAGCACCACAGGGAGUAUUUCAGGGAGUACCGGAGCAAUUGUCAGAGUAGAGGCCCACCCUGAAAACAACAGGCCCGUGAUCCAAGCGCCGUCCACAGAUGGGAGCGGAUCAUGGAGGUGGCGUUCCCUGGACCAUGGCACUGGGGCCAGUGGAGCGGGAGGAGGAGUUGGGUCUUUGAAGCAAUCCUUCGAGCUCAACGAUCUAAACCGAGACUCGGAAAGCCCAGACUCGACACGUGAAGGGUCCAUUGACAGGAAGCGAGGCAAUCACAUAGUUACCACCACGGCCACCGUUAGCAACCCGCCCAUAGUGACUGUUCACACCCAGAACAACGGCCAGUCGGAGCACAGGCACCACCCCCAGGGGCUUUCCACCAUACGGGUCACUCCAGGGGAUGGUGGUGGUUCUGGAUCUGGAGGAGGUGGUGGCGGAGAGGGCGCUUCGGAAACCCCCUCUGUCGCUUCCAGUCGGGAGUCCACACUGCGGAGAAAAGGCAAUAGUAUCAUCCUGAUUCCAGAGCGCACCAACAGCCCGGAUAACGCCCGCAACGUUUUCUACAAAGGAACGUCCAUAACUCCUGUUUUCAAGGAAUAGCGUACGGAAUGACGGGACACUUUGGAGAAGAUGGAGCUUAUAGUACAAGACAGCUGGACUAAGUCAGUAGUGACUACCACUGUAUAUAUCAUUAUAACUCCUAAAGAAAAUGGUUUUAUUCAGCAUGAGAGUUUUGUACGUGUUACCACUAAAUCACAACCUUUUACGUGUUGUAGAAAUAAUCACUGUGUACUUUUGUGGUCACUCCUUAGGAAACCUAUUGUAAUGUCCAUGAUGUGCCAGUGCUUUGGGGACAGGAGAACCUUUUAUAAACCGUUCCGUAUGUUUUGGAUAUAAAUCAUC
Etheostoma cragini (Arkansas darter) is the source of this 2776-nucleotide messenger RNA. RefSeq names its product phospholipid phosphatase-related protein type 4 (gene plppr4b). Lineage: Eukaryota; Metazoa; Chordata; Actinopteri; Perciformes; Percidae. Gene Ontology annotation, molecular function: phosphatidate phosphatase activity. Gene Ontology annotation, biological process: phospholipid metabolic process; axonogenesis; phospholipid dephosphorylation. The transcript has 7 exons. The coding region runs from base 254 to 2473 and encodes 739 amino acids. The record is from RefSeq and is a predicted model, not a curated record.